AAAAAAGUUUGUGUUUUCAUUUUGGGAGGAAUCAAAAGAGAAUGGAUUUAUCAGACUUAGAUUACAGCGAUGCAGGAGACUCAGGUUGGACAAUGUACUUAGACCAUUCUUCUUCUGUGUCAAUGCACAAUGGAGAAACAAGACAACAACAUGAUGAAGAUUCUUCAAUGGUGUCGGAUGCAUCUUCCGGGCCUCCAUAUUAUUGCCAAGAGAUCGUCCCUGAAGAUGCCCUCCAACAAAACACGCAAUAUUGGUGCAAGAACAAGAUCAAGAACAAGAAGAAGAACAAGAAGAAGGUUCUUGAAGAACAAGAAUAUAGUGAGAGAUUCAACUCUUCCCUUGAUGACACAGCUAGUUCAUUGCCAGUUCGAGAAGAAGUUUCAGCGGAUAAGCAACAUCGAGAUCAGUAUCAACGGUUUGAUGAUUUCUCUCAAAGCUACUCCACAAGAAGUAUAUUCAAGGGAAACUUUAACUCAAGUUUCUUACAACAAGCUUUCCCGGUUGAGAAAUUAGCAUUGGAUAAUCAAGGUGGAAGUAAUCAAAAGAAGAGGAGAGGAUAAAGAAUGAUCGUUGAAUCUUUAUUAUUUGCUUUAGAAAGUUGAAAUUAAGUUAAGAAGAAGAAAAAAAACAGAAGGGAUAGCUUCUCUUCCUUUAAUGGGAUUUUGCUAUCAUGUACAUUGUCUUUUAAGAGAACCAUGUGAUUUUAAUUACUUCCAAUUAAUAUAUGAUAAAGCUUGUGU
This is a messenger RNA of Capsella rubella, 740 nucleotides long. RefSeq lists its product as uncharacterized. The record is from RefSeq and is a predicted model, not a curated record. Lineage: Eukaryota; Viridiplantae; Streptophyta; Magnoliopsida; Brassicales; Brassicaceae. The coding region runs from base 42 to 560 and encodes 172 amino acids. The transcript has 4 exons.